GAAGGGCCAACAGGAAGUGAUGUGUGGCGGGGGUAAAUAAAAGGCGGGAAUAGGAGUAGGUUUCUUUGCGCUGCCAUUUUUUUAAACAGGGCGGGUUUGGAAACCCGGGAAAUACUCCAAGUGAUUUAUUACUUCAGUAAUUAUCCGUAUCGUUCAGUCUGUUCUGCAGGAUCAAAUCCUUUGUACGUAGGCAGGAAGCAAAGCCCGAGACCCGAAUUUGCAAUGGCGGAUCAGGAACCGAGCGCCUCCACAUCCAGUGUGGCAGGCAGUGCCGAGGGUGCUGAUGUCAGUGUUGAAGCCACAAAGUUACUUGGAACUGGCAAAAGACACAUGGUGAUGGAAGACUUUGUAGCAGCAGUCAAUACCUUUCAAGAUGCAUGCAGGCUAUUGAGUGAAAGACAUGGAGAAAUGGCUGAUGAAUGUGGAGAAGCCUAUUUCUGCUAUGGAAAAGCCCUUCUGGAGUUAGCAAGAAUGGAGCGUGGCGUUCUUGGUAAUGCUCUUCAAGGAGUUCCUGAAGAUGACGAUGAAGAAACAGCAGCAGCAGAUGAGGACUCCAAAGUAGAAAAUGCAGAGAAUGUAGAUGAAAAAGAGAGGGAGGAAUUGAGGGAGCAGGUGUAUGCAGCACUAGCUGAAGAAAAGAAUAAGCCAGCAGAAGAUGAAGCACCAACUGCAAAUGUUUCUGCUGAUCAGGAUGUAGUUCACAAAGAAACAGAAGGCCAUACUGAUCAUCCUGGUGAAGAGAUGACAAGCUUUGCAGGAGAGCUCUCUACCACCAAGAGUGAAGUACUGCCUAAAAUAGAAGCAUCCAUUGACAAGGAUGAUGUCCUAAAUGAACAAAUGGUUAAAACAGCAGAUUUCUCUCCAGGCAAUGGUGGUGGUAUUCCGGAAGGGAAAACAAAGGACCAAGUGAGCAUUCCAGAAGAUGUUAAGGACAGUGCUGGCGAGGAGAUGGCUGCAAAAGAUUUCCCUAUGAUGGAGGAUGCUGGGAUGAAGGUGACUGCUGAUGAGACAAUGGAAGUAGUUGAAGUAAAACUGGAAGAUAAGCUAACCCUCCUUCCACAGGAUUCUCUAGUGGAUAGAGAUGUGAAAUCAAAUGCUGAAGAGGCAGCAGCUCGAGAAAAGCUGAGAGUUGGUGAAAGUGAAGAAAAUGAGACAAAAUCAAUUGAAAGUGAAAUCCCAGGUCAGAAGACGGAGGAUGGGACAACUGGUUCUUCAGAACCAAUGGAAGAGGGUGCAGAUGCCUCUGGUGCUGCUGAUGCAAGUGGUGAUGACGAUGAAAAUGAAGAGACUGGUGAAGGAAAGGAUGCUGAAAGUGAAGAGGUUGAUAAUUUGCAGCUGGCCUGGGAAAUGCUUGAAUUGGCAAAAGUGAUCUUCAAAAGGCAGGAAAGCAAAGAAAUACAACUCUGUGCAGCACAGGCUUAUCUGAAACUGGGAGAAGUUGGAAUAGAAUCUGAGAAUUACAUUCAGGCUAUUGAAGAUUUCCACGAAUGUCUGACCAUUCAGGAAAAACACCUCGAGGCACAUAACCGACUAUUGGCAGAGACCCAUUAUCAGUUGGGGCUGGCUUACAGUUUGAAUAAUCAAUAUGAUUUCUCACUAAAACAUUUCAAGGAAUCCUUUAAUGUCAUCGAGAAAAGGUUAGCCAUGUUAACAGAGAGAAUUGAGAAAGCAGAAGAGAAAGGCAAAUCUCCAGCAAAAGACACUGAUGCUGUUUCUGAAGAUAAGCGGGAGGUUGAGGAACUUAAAGAGCUGUUGCCAGAGAUAAAAGCAAAAAUUGAAGAUUCAGAAGAAUCCAAGGAUGAUGGAAGUGCAAAUAAAGCCCUUCAGGAAACAUUGUCCAGACCACCUGCCUUUUCAGGGUUUGAAACCCACAGUCUUGCAAGCAGUGCACCAACAUUAGCUGUACAGACUGGAAAAGUAAUGGGUGAAGCUUCUACCUCCAGCUCAAACUGUGUAUCUAACAUCAGUCAUUUAGUAAGGAAAAAAUCUUCAUUGCAGAGGAAACCUGAAGAUGGUGAGAGGGAUAAUAAAGAGCCUAAAAAAGCCAAGCAGGAGGAGUCUGCUGUGAAUGGUGGAUGUGGAGAUACUGCUCAUGAUAGGAAUGGAGUUCCUGAGAAAAUGGAAUCUGAAGAAUCUGUUUCCUCGAAGAAGUCUGAACCAGAAGCUCAGAGCUAGUUAACAGACAUUCAGAUGGCCGGCAACAUUUUUGCCCACACCGGAUCUUUUUGUACAUAAUGUAUUUUUGAUUGGCUUUUUUGAACUGUUUUUGUAACACUGUGGAAAUAUUCAAUAAAGAUGUAAUUUGCA
Molecule: messenger RNA, 2307 nt
Organism: Rhincodon typus (whale shark)
Lineage: Eukaryota; Metazoa; Chordata; Chondrichthyes; Orectolobiformes; Rhincodontidae
Product: nuclear autoantigenic sperm protein (histone-binding)
Exons: 14
Coding region: 223-2175 (650 amino acids)
Biological process (GO): CENP-A containing chromatin assembly; DNA replication-dependent chromatin assembly
Cellular component (GO): nucleoplasm
Molecular function (GO): histone binding
Source: RefSeq, a predicted model, not a curated record